GGGGCGGGCGAGCGCGGCGGAAGCCAGAGAUCGCGGGAGGGCCGGUGGUUGGCUCCGGGCGGGAGCCCGGGCGGCAGCGACAGCGAUCGCGGCGAGCCAGGCACAGGCGGCGGCGGCGGCGGCAGCGGCAGCGGCGGCGGGGGCCCGUGUCCGUGCGCUCCGGCGGCCAACGGGCGCGGGCCGGCGCGAUGGAGCCGCAGCACGUGCGCCCGGCGCUCGGAGCCCGCAGCCCGGCCUGGGAGGAACCGGAACCAGAGAGGAUGGCUGGGGCGGGCAGCCAGCACCACCCUCCGGGAGUCGCGGCAGGAGCGGCCGCUGGAGCCGGCGCGGUUUCCCCCACCGCUGCGGGACCGGGAGAGGAUUCGUCCGACAGUGAAGCGGAGCAGGAGGGACCCCAGAAGCUGAUCCGCAAAGUGUCCACCUCUGGGCAGAUCCGGACCAAGACCAGCAUUAAAGAGGGACAGCUGCUGAAGCAAACCAGCUCCUUCCAAAGGUGGAAAAAGAGAUACUUCAAACUUCGAGGCCGGACACUUUAUUACGCAAAAGACUCAAAGUCCUUGAUAUUUGAUGAAGUUGACCUCUCAGAUGCCAGCGUCGCUGAAGCAAGUACCAAAAAUGUCAACAACAGCUUUACGAUAAUCACUCCAUUCAGAAGGCUGAUGCUAUGUGCUGAGAACAGGAAGGAGAUGGAAGAUUGGAUCAGCUCUCUGAAGUCAGUACAGAGCAGAGAACCCUAUGAGGUGGCUCAGUUUAAUGUGGAACAUUUCUCAGGGAUGCAUAACUGGUAUGCCUGCUCCCAUGCCCGGCCUACCUUCUGUAACGUGUGCAGAGAGAGCCUCUCCGGAGUUACCUCCCAUGGCCUGUCCUGCGAAGUGUGUAAGUUCAAGGCUCACAAAAGAUGUGCGGUGAGGGCAACUAAUAACUGCAAAUGGACCACGCUGGCCUCCAUCGGGAAGGAUAUCAUUGAGGACGAGGAUGGUGUCGCCAUGCCUCACCAAUGGCUUGAAGGCAACUUGCCGGUGAGUGCCAAGUGUGCGGUCUGCGACAAGACGUGUGGCAGUGUUCUCCGCCUGCAAGAUUGGAAAUGCCUCUGGUGUAAGACAAUGGUACACACCGCCUGCAAAGAUUUGUACCAUCCCGUCUGUCCACUCGGCCAGUGUAAAGUAUCUAUCAUACCUCCGAUUGCACUAAAUAGCACAGAUUCUGAUGGUUUCUGUAGAGCAACGUUUUCAUUCUGCGUCAGCCCUCUCUUGGUGUUCGUCAAUUCUAAGAGUGGAGAUAACCAGGGAGUCAAGUUCCUCCGUCGCUUUAAGCAGUUGCUCAACCCGGCUCAGGUGUUUGAUCUAAUGAACGGAGGGCCACACUUAGGCUUAAGGUUAUUUCAGAAGUUUGACAACUUCCGGAUUCUUGUCUGUGGCGGAGAUGGAAGUGUAGGCUGGGUCUUGUCAGAGAUCGAUAAACUGAACUUGAAUAAACAGUGCCAGCUUGGGGUAUUGCCUUUGGGUACAGGCAAUGACCUUGCUCGAGUUCUUGGCUGGGGAGGUUCAUAUGACGAUGACACCCAACUCCCUCAGAUCCUAGAGAAGCUGGAACGAGCCAGCACCAAGAUGCUGGACAGGUGGAGUAUAAUGACAUAUGAACUCAAAUUGCCAGCAAAGACGUCUCUACUUCCUGAACCCACAGAAGCGUCCGAAGGAUUUUAUAUGACAAUUUAUGAAGACUCUGUUGCAAAUCACCUCACGAAAAUCCUCAAUUCCGAUGAACAUGCGGUGGUCAUAUCGUCUGCCAAGAUACUCUGUGAAACCGUGAGGGACUUCGUUGCCAAAGUGGAGAAGGCACAGGAGAAAACACUGGAAAAUACAGUAGUAGCUGAAGCCGUGGCCAGUAAAUGCUCAGUCCUCAAUGAGAAGCUCGAACAGCUGCUACAAGCCCUGCAUGCAGACGCUCAGGCCAGUCGAGCUCCCCCAGGGGUUGGCCCUCCAAUUCCCGAAGAAGAUGUUGUGGAGUCGUCCAGUGAAGAGUCCUUGGGUGAAAGCAAGGACCAGCUCGUGAAUGACAUUGCAAAACCCUCCUCCCAGAAAGCCACGAAGCCCAGGGAGAUAAUGCUGCGGGCCAACAGUCUAAAGAAAGCGGUGAGGCAAGUCAUUGAAGAGGCUGGAAAAGUUAUAGAUGAACAGACAGUUCAGUCCUGUGAAUCGAUUAGUCAGCCUUGUGACUAUGAUAACCCAGAAACAGAUGAAUCUAAGGAUGAUGAUACGAAAGAUUCGUCAGCAGCCAAAUCCACAUCUCAGUCUCCUGAUGCCCAGGCAAGUCAUGGUAAUUUCCAAACUGAUUCUGUCACUGGUUCAGCUAUGGCCACCACCAAAGAAAAUCUCCCUGUGCUCAACACCAGAAUUAUCUGCCCAGGUUUAAGAGCAGGACUUGCCGCCUCAAUCGCCGGGAGUUCUAUCAUCAACAAAAUGUUGCUGGCAAACAUCGACCCUUUUGGUGCAACUCCGUUUAUUGACCCAGAUCCUGAUUCACUAGAUGGAUACUCAGAAAAAUGUGUCAUGAACAAUUACUUUGGGAUUGGAUUAGAUGCAAAAAUUUCAUUAGAAUUUAAUAAUAAGAGAGAAGAACACCCUGAAAAAUGCAGAAGCCGAACUAAAAACUUGAUGUGGUAUGGAGUCCUUGGGACCCGGGAGUUAUUACAGAGAUCAUACAAGAAUCUGGAACAAAGGGUUCAGCUUGAGUGUGAUGGGCAGUAUAUUCCUCUACCCAGUUUACAAGGCAUAGCGGUAUUGAAUAUCCCUAGCUACGCCGGAGGCACCAACUUCUGGGGCGGAACCAAAGAGGAUGAUAUAUUUGCCGCACCGUCAUUUGAUGACAAGAUUCUGGAAGUUGUUGCCGUGUUUGACAGUGUGCAGAUGGCGGUCUCAAGGGUCAUCAAACUUCAGCAUCACCGCAUAGCACAGUGCCGUACGGUCAAGAUCACUAUAUUUGGUGAUGAGGGAGUCCCGGUGCAGGUGGAUGGUGAAGCGUGGGUUCAGCCUCCAGGGAUCAUCAAAAUUGUGCACAAAAACAGAGCUCAGAUGCUAACCAGAGACAGAGCCUUUGAAAGCACUCUCAAGUCUUGGGAAGACAAGCAGAAGUGUGACUCCAGUAAGCCAGUUCUCCGAACCAACCUGUACAUCCAUCCCGCCGUGGACCUGGCCACAGAAGAGUUGUCGCAGAUGCGCCUCUGCUCCCAGGCUGCAGAGGAACUCAUUACGAGGAUUUGUGAUGCAGCCACGAUUCACUGUCUCCUGGAGCAGGAACUGGCGCAUGCAGUCAAUGCAUGCUCACACGCCCUCAACAAAGCCAACCCACGCUUCCCGGAGAGUCUUACGCGAGAUACCGCCACCGAAAUAGCCAUCAAUGUCAAGGCGCUCUAUAAUGAAACCGAGUCUUUGCUGGUUGGCAGGGUUCCUUUGCAGUUGGAGUCUCCCCACGAAGAGCGGGUAUCCAGUGCCCUACACUCUGUGGAGGUGGAGCUGCAGAAGUUAACGGAGAUCCCCUGGCUUUAUUAUAUCCUCCGCUCCAAUGAGGACGAGGAGCCUCCUAUGGACUGCACCAAAAGAAACAGCAGAAGCACAGUCUUUCGUAUCGUGCCCAAGUUUAAAAAGGAAAAGGCUCAGAAACCGAAAUCAAGUUCACAGCCCGUUCAGAAUUGGGGCACAGAGGAAGUUGCUGCUUGGCUGGAUCUGCUCAAUUUGGGAGAGUACAAAGAAAUCUUCAUCCGUCAUGACAUCAGAGGGGCGGAACUUUUGCAUCUGGAAAGACGAGAUCUUAAGGACCUGGGGAUACCGAAAGUGGGUCAUAUGAAGCGAAUUCUCCAGGGAAUUAAAGAACUUGAAAGGAACCCUCCCAACUUGGACUGAGGUGUGGUCGCACUGGUGCUAUUUCCUGGAAGAGGAGUUCUCGGGACUCAAUACAGCCUUCUUGGAAGCCGCUGGCUGUUCUUGUGAUUUUCUGGUAGAUAAGCACCACCGAAGCACCUCUCUGGAUUGAUGUUUUGCUGUGGGUGAAAGUUUUGAUUUAAGGUAUUACAAAAAUAAUUUUUGUGCCAAAAAAAAAAAAAACCCAAACAAACAAACACCCAACUUAACCCAUUCCACAAAGCCAUUUUCUUGUUGGGCAAACCUGACAUGCUAGGAAGUGCUUGCAGCAGUGAAAAGAGGAAGAAGGACUGGAGACAGUUGCCUUGUCUAAAAGGUGGACUUUGCUUGCUCGUCAUCCAUUCUCCAUAGAGCCGGCUGACGGGAAGCUCUCUCGUGCACCUGCAGCUGUGUUGACGGUAUGCAGUUGAAACUUCUCAGGCUUCCUUAGUGAAGGCAUUGGCUCCUUCCUAGAAACCUCUGGGUAGGAGAUGAAGAUAGGAGUUGUGUUUUGAGUCUUUUCACCCUAAGUUCCCAGUAUCCACUGGUCAAAGAAUGUGGUGAGACCAACCCAUCACAUACUAUGAAUGAUGCAAAUUUAAUGCACGAUGUUCCUGCCUGAGUUGUCCUUCUUUUUCUUGCAUGUCAUAUAUAUUAUUGUAGUACUUCAAUAGCUUUAAUGUCUGUUAUAAUGAAAUUUAAUUUAUUACCACCCAGCUACCCAAGCACUUUUUGUUGGUUAAGGGCACUUUUCUUCAGUGUGAACUUUUAAGUAAAUAUUCCAUACUGAGACUCUGUGAACAUUCAUCUGUGCCAUGAUCAGCAAAUGAUAUAUAUCUUAUGCAAACCAAAUUUAUUUGCCUAUCCCAAACCAUGGGUAUAUGCAUUAAGAGACUUGUUGGGCAAUUUUCAUAAGCUUUACAUGUUCUGUUGCCUAACAGAACUUAUUGCAACUUUCCAAACUCAAAUCCUCACAUUUUGUUCCCAUUUUUUUUUCAUUUCAAUUUAAUAACCAUUUUGAGUUUCUGCUUGAAUUUGUAAAACUGUGGACAUCUAGGAAUUGUCCAAAGUCUCAGCUAAGAUUUGUACCCUGAAUUAUCUGCACCAGCUGAAGCAAUUAUUGACAUGAAUUCCCCAAUGGAAGAAAUUUAGUUUUGCUUCUUAAGGGCUUUUUGUAUUAUUAUAUCACACACAUUUUGAUAGUCUACCAGGUAGAAAUUAUUUUCCUUUUUUUAAACCAUUGUAUGUCAGUGUUGCUCAAUAGAAUUACCAAGUUUGAAAGCCAAAGGUAUAUAUGUCAAAAAAGUAAAACUAUCUUUAUAAGUGUUUUCUGGUCAUCAUAUGACAAAAAUCAAUUGGAAUAUUUGGAAGUUCUAUGAGAUAUGAGAAGCAAGCAGGUUGUUGAUCCAGCAGAUACAGUUUUGAUAGUAAUCUGCUAGGUGCCCAGUAGAUACGCGCGCGCACGCGCACGCGCGCGCACACACACACACACACACACACACACACACACACUUACAUGCCCAUAUACCUUUACCUAUAUAAAUGCACUUACUCACAUGUUGUCUUGAGAUACAGUAUCCCUGAUACUUUCUAGACAAUCAUUUGCCCAAUGUUUGACAUUUUAUUUCUAACUUGGGUAUUUACUAGUAAAAAAUAUCACAAAAUCUAGAUACCUUUAAAAUAAAUGAGGACCUGGCCACAGCAGGGCAAAAACAAAAAAUUCUACAGACAAUCUUGAUGAGUUCCUGACCAUAUAAAUAUGUCUGACUAUAUGUUUUUUACCUAAGUUGUGCGCAAUGGAAGUUUUCCAAAGAUAAUUCAUAUCGAGGCUUUUGAGCUGACGAUCAGCCAAUCCCUUAGUGAUUUUGAUGUUCUGCACACCUGUGAAGUAGAAGGUCUCUUUUGUAUACCGCCUGGUGAGUGCCCUGCCAACACUUCCUGUGAAACCAGAUUAUCAGAGGCCACAUUCCCAGAAGUCUCCCUAGAUCAUUGUUCAGGAGAAAGGGCUGGGGGUGGGGAGGGACUCCAGCAUAAAGACCACUCCAGGUCUGUGUUAAUAUAGAAACCAUUACUGGGUUUUCACCUGCCCCCAAAUACAUCUCUAUCAACACACAUUAAAAAAAAAAAAAAAAAAAAAAAAAAAGUUCUAAUGGCUACUUCCCUAGGGGUGGGCAGUGAUUGGCUUUUCCUUUGUUUGGUAAUCUUUCCAGUUCCUGCUAACACCUUUUAUGUGUUCUGUAAAAUCCCAACUCAUGAAAACUUUCAUUAAGUAGAAUGGCUUUGGGAAGACGGACAUCCUUCAAGAUGACAGUUUGAAUGAGCGGUUUUGUCCAGUGUGAACGUUUUUCUCUGUAAUCCAUGUCCGCAUGAAUCAGGGCUGGAUGCCAGUGAGUUCAGCUUACCAGCAGUGUGCUCUCAGAGACUCCAUCGGUCUCUGCGAGUGUCAGAAAGAAACCAUCUCAUCCUAGGUAGGGUUUCAAAAACAAGACAGUGGGGAAUGUCUCUCACUAAGAUUCAGUCAUAUCUGGGAUGCAGAGGAUGUGUCUUUGAUCCUUGCUUAAGUGGAAAGAGACGCUUACCUGUGCACCUGCCUGUAGCUUGCUCUUCUCUCCGCCAAAUUAUUUCAUGUUCAUUUGUCCUCCCCACCCCCAAAGGAAAGGAAGAGAGUUAAGUUUAAGUAAAACCCCAAAUUCUCUGCCCAAAUUCUCACUGCCUUCUGCUCCCCUUUCUCCAUUACCCCAUGAAACCUUUCACCUCCCUGAUUUUUAUUUUGAUGUCACAGGUCAUUUAGCAAAAUGUUGAGGACAAUUAAAUACAUUUUCAGUUUGCUAGAUAAUUGAAACAUUAGGCCAUUUGGAGACAUAUUGCUGUGGUGGAGGAGAGAUGUUCUGUGGAUGUUCAGAUCUGUGCUCUCCAGUAUUUCAGCCACUGGGCACCCGUGGCUAUUACAUUUAAGUUUAUUCUUACCAGAAACUUCAUUUGUCAGUUGCAUUACCCACAUUUUGAGUGCCCUGGAACCACAGAUGUAGAACAUUUUCACCAUUGCAAAAAUACUCCAUUUGACAGCAGUAGACUGGGUCACUGCUACUGAAAAUGUGGUCCAUGGGCAGUCAGCAUUACUGUUAUUUGGGAGCUUACAAAAAUUGCAGAAUCCUGGAGCUGACAAGAUGGUUCAGGGGGUCUGGCAACAAGUUUAACACCAGAUGCCACAUAAAAGUGGCUAGGGGGAGCUCUUAUAGACUUGUCCUCUGGCCUCAAUAUGCCCACCAUGGCAUGCUCACCCACAUAUUAUCAUGCAUAUACACACAAUAAUAAAUAAAUGCAAUUUUUGAUUGGAGAACCUCAGGUCCACUCCAGGUCUGCUGAAUUCAAAUCUUCCUUUCAGUCAUAUCCCUCAGGCCUCUCUCCAGCCCUUAGAGACUUGAAGCUACCACUGAGCCAUUCACAUUUGCUCAGUUUGUUAUUCAGGUGAUACACUCAGUUGCUCAUGACUUCAUUCACACUGAACAUUCCAGAAGAAUAUGUACUGAGAUGAAGAUUAGGCAGUCUCCUUCAACUUGUACAUUUUCAUUUUCUUGUAUCAGUAGAUUAUCCUGUUGCCACAGUUCAUGCUUGAAGGCUCAUAGCAGCCCACACACAUUAAAUGACUCAUUAGGUGUACAAAAAAAAAGAUGAAGAAUCCAAAUGAUUUCAAGAAAAGUAAAUGUCCUUUAAACAUAAAAAUAUGCCUGAAAGCAGGCAUAUUUUGCUAGGUUUGGAUCUCUUUGUCUUAUGCUAACUUAUCUUGAUUUUCACAUGAUUCAUAAUCUGUUAAAAAUAGUUCCUGAAAAACAAUAUGUUCUUGGCCUCCAAACUCAAAUUGUUCAGUUCUAUAAUGAGAUCUUUUUCCAGUGAUUUAUUGCCAGGAAUUUGACCCUUAAUUUUUAUAUUUUCAUAUAAAUUACCCAAACAUAACUUCCUAGCUACUGUGAUAUACAAGAAUCUUACUGUUUUUGACUCCAUGGGUUGUUUUGACAUGAAUUGACAAGCUAUGAACUGAGAAAUUAAAGGUGAUCGAUCCCUCUGUGCAUCACUUCUAGAGCAAAUCAUUUACAGCUCCAGCUGAGCCAGUGAACUUUCAUUUUCCAAGGUUGAAUUCCUGGGGGAAUGUCUAUUUUAACUCAGCUGUAAAAUCACUUCCUUUUCAACUCUGACAUCUAGAGUCUCUCUUUCUCAGCUCCCCCACCUCAAUGGACACAUUCUCUGUAGGUGGAAGUUGAUUUUUCAAACACCAAACUCUCCCCAGUUCAGGUGAGGAAAAAGGAAUUAGAAAUGAAACUUCCUCAAAGGGGACUGCUGCUUCGUGGGAUAGCCUUUGCCAGUGGCUUCCCCAACUCGGCUGCCUGGCUUCCCUGUCACUGCCCCACCCCAAGCGUAGUGAGCCCUCGCUCUAGUUUGUUUCUGCUGUGGUGUUCUCAGUGGACUUUUGUGUUACAAUCUCCUCAUAUUGGUAACGAUGCCUUAGUAAUAGGAUUCCUUCACAAAGAUGCAAGUAGAACUUUAGAGAGUGAUAAUUAUUGUUUUCCUAUAAUAAGCAAAGCAUUAUUUUUCUUUAUUGUUAUUUUCCAAGGUUUUGUUUAGAGAUGUUUAUGUUAGAAGAAAAUAUAUAAAGGUUUGUCGAUACAGGGAACGGAGAGCUAAAGACAGCUGGACUGUACCUGCCUUUCUCUGUAGUUGUCUGUUAUUUUCAGGUAGCGCCAUUAGACAGAGUAGCCGAGACUGUAUUAACUCAAUAACAAUGCUUAAGAUAGGCUCCACAUUAUAUAUUAUAGAUGAACAACUCACGUCCUUUUAUGUAAUUUAAUAUAUUGUAUUUACAUUAUUUAAUAUACUCAUUUUUUGCACUUCCAAGUUUUAGCUGGGAAAUAAAAACCAAGCCACAGCUUUAAACUUAUUUAAAAAUCCACAUAAAAAUAUUUCCUUCUAGCUACAAGUUACAAAUUGUGUAAGACUUUGUGAAGAGUCUGGGUAUUUCUUACUAUCUAGAUUUCAAGAGUAAAUUAACCAACAGAACACAGGGUUACUUAUAAAGUGCAUUAAAAUAAAGACAUUUCAUACUCAACUGAUGCUAUCAAAGUAGGUGAAUGCAGUUAAAUAUAUAAGCAAACAAGGAAGGAGAAUGUGUUUUAUGACCCUUAAUAGUUGAUUGUACUGUUGUUCCACACAGCUUAGCCGUUCCUACUUCUACAUUCUGAGUACUAAAGACGUGCAGCCAAAGGCUGCCUACAGUGCUGAUAGGAGCCAGCUAGUGGUGUGAAAGGUUUGGGUAUCACAGCACACCCAGUUUUGUGAGGUAUAUAUUGUAUACUGAAGAUGACUAACACAUUGGAAUAAUAUAUUUAUCUAGAGCUGGUAAAUAUGAAAAUUAUUUUCAAGCCUUCAAGUAAAUUGCAUUGACUUUUCUCUUUCAGUGGGAUAAAGGUCACUUGUAUGUUUCAAUCUAUUUGUACCACAACCGUCUCCUUUACUGGUAUUAUUGAUUUUCAUAUUACAACUUUUUCUUACCUUUUUAUACCAAAAGAAUUAUCAUGCUGGUUAUUCAACCUUGCCAAGAUGUAUUUGAGUUUGCAAGACUUUUGGCAGAUAAAAUAUUUAAUAACAAACAGAUAUAAAAGCUUUGUAUAUUUUGUGGCUUUAGGGGUAAGCAUUGCACCUUUGAAUUCCUCUCUGUGGGACAGUGCUGACGUCAGCGCCGUCCCUUAAAGGCAGUAUUCCCUAGAACCGGUUGUAUAAAUCAGUGCCCUUAUUUAUUACGUUGUGAAAUGUACUCUUUAUACAGAAUCCGUAUCUGAGCUCCUUCCGUUUUUACUGCUGUUGCCUGGAGUGUAAUAGCUCUGUUAAUGGUUGACUUAUAUACUUGAAAUGCUCAUUUCUGCCAAACAGAUGCCCAGUGUUUUCCUUCUUUAAAAAACAAAACAAACAAACCAAAAAAAAAAACCCAAAAAACCUUAUUUUCUUUCCUGUCUUAGGUAACUGAAGAGUCACAGGAACUUUUCUACAAAAUGGUUUUUAUAUCUAAAAAGGCACAAAGCAGAAAGAAAGCACUAAAAUGAAUAAUAUAGUCAAGAGAUCUGUUAAGCUAUAUUUUGCCCAAUACAUGUCAUGUCUUCAUUCUGUAAGUCGUUUCUUGUAGUGAAUUUUUAGUUUUUGUGGUGGGGACAUGUCUGUGAUUGCACUGGCCAAUUCCAAUAAGCAUUGAAUCUUGAAUCCUCCCAAAGACCUCACACCUCUAAUGUCUACUACCCUUUGGUUCCAAAGUCUGUGCUUGAAAUCUGUUUCCCUGUGAUUUCGGGCUAUACUGCAAAUGGUAUCCAUGGAUACUGUUUGCUUAUUUCUGUCAAAUAACGAGAAAAUUUAACUAAGUUUUUCAUGAUUCCCAUUUGGAUAUAUUCUUGACUCAACUAUUCAAAAACCCAAACAUUCCAAAUGCAUUUGCACAACAUACCAUGCAGAAUAAAAUCACUUGUUUUCAGGGAAGGAAACAAGGAUUUCUGUUUUCAAUAAUCGCACUGAAAGUUGUAAAUCAAAGAAAACACUUUAAUCCCUAAAUACAACUGUUUUCUAUUUAUGAUGUGAACAGCAGGUAAAUUGUAAGUUAUUUAAACCUAUUAGGAAAUUAAGAAUUAGUUUGCUUUUAAUGACAGAGCUUUGUAUUAUACUGUUGUAGAUGCAUUUAUUGAGGAUAGAAAAAAUGAGAAUAUGUUAGAAGCAUAGAUAAUUCAGGAACUUAUGGCAGUUUGACAAGGCCUAGGAACAAAGAGUUUGAACACAUUUUUCACGCUGUAUUGUAGGGCAGAGCACACAUGAAAUGUGUGACAUGUGGGCAGUGAACCUCAGAAAGUGCCCUAUUGGUCAUGUCUGAAAUCCUUCCUAGAAGUUAGCUAAUUAACUCUCCAGGGAGCCCAUUUUACUGCAGAAAUUUAUAGGUUAGUUAGGAGGCACUUGGGGUGACCUAAUCUCCAUGACAUUUGGAACAGCUCCUGCAAAUGUUUAUUUCACAGGGUAGAGAUGUCUGUGCUUUCUCAACUCAGCAAUAGAUGCAGUGGUAACCAGUCACAGGGGUUUAGAUGGUUCCUGUAAAGGACAAGAUAAAGGUGACUCAGUCCAUACCAUAAAGACCAAAGAAAUUUUCCUGAAUUUGCUGAGCCUUGAAAUGUGUUAGCUGUGAUACCUUUUCCUUAAUACUUUUUAUUUAUAGUAUUUAUGUAGAACUGACCUCUUGGAUCCUGAAGAGGGUCAUUCUGUUCCACCUUGUCAAUGGCUCGUGGUCUUUGGUACAACUAAUAUAUUUUGAUGCCUUGGGUUCCCAGUUCAAAGAGUUGCCCCACACUGCCAGUUACAAGUAAUUAAUCAUUUUUCUGCUAUAAGAAAGGACAGAUAUCAGCAUGAGUCCUACGUUGAUUUACCAUUUCUUUCUCAGUGUCAUUUUAGUUAUAAAGAAAGGCAUCCCAGUUAUCACAUGAAAAAAAAAAACAAAAAACCAACCCUAGUAACCCUUGACAUUCCAUUUAGACGUGGACAUGAAGGGCAGGUGGCUCAGUGGUAGAGAGCUUGUUCUGCAAGUUUGCAGCCCUGAUUCAAUUCCAACAUUGCAAGAGUAGAAACAAACAAACAACCACCCCCCCCCCAAAAAAAAAAGUGAGGUUGAAUGAGUAACAUCUGCCCGGAAUAGGUCAUGGGUCUUUUAAUCUAUAUAGCAUUCAUUUCAGCUAGAAACUCACUCCUGAAAUCUUCAAACAUUUAGGGUAGUUUCAGGUUUUCUAUGUUCAUGUUAAGUGUCUAUUUUAUGGAGAUAAACAGAGUUUUCAGCAAGGCUUUCGCCGACUUCCUUAGGGUAGUUACCCCAAGAAGAGACCUCAUGAAAGCUCUAGCUUAGAAGUGAAGCAACGGGAUUCUUUGCCAGCUUUCCCUGUGAUAAGACCCUCUUGACAUUUCAACAUCUUCCAAAAUGGCAUCUUUGAUCUAGAUAGAGCACAGCCGCCUCCCUACCAUUCUCUGACUUGGAAUAGUAUUCCAUUGUGCAGUGUACCUCCAAAAACAUCCCACAGAGGAACAGAAGCAGAUGUCCUAAUCAUUGCCACAGUGGAAAUCCAAGAGAAAUCCAUUAGAAAUCACUGCAGUUAAAGCAAAGUGUGAGCUUAUUUUCAUAGGACAUUUUGAUCUAAUGACUAGCUGAUUUUUCCUUUGAUUUUAGCCGGUUGGUGAAGAAGCCAUACUGGCUGGUUUCUGCUCUGGAAAGUUCUUUGUCCAAUAUGGCAGUUUAUUAACAGCAUAGCUUGGUGCCUCAGAGCUCCUGUGGCCUCCCUUCCCCCAAAACUGGGAUUCUGGAAACAUGAACACUAUAUGACAUAAGGAAAAAGACUAACUUGGAAUUCAUCUGCAUGCUUUUUCUUUGAGUUUAUUUGUAUUUUGAGAUAUGGUCUUAACACAUGGUCCUCUCACAGGCUGGCCUCAAACUCACUAUGUAGCUCAAGAUACCCUCCAGCCUGUAACUCUUUACCCCAGCCUCCUUUCUCUAUCACAAUAAUGACUUACAUUAACUUUCAUGAUGGCUGAUCUCUAAAUGGUUAUUGUAGAAAGAUUUGGUACAUUCACGGAGGGAGAGUCUUUUGCUGGGAAUUUGUUUCCCCCCAGAGACCUGCCCUGGAGUUGACCCCACUACAGCUGAUAUUCAGCAUAACUUCAGCACGUGUCCUGUUACAGAUGUCAGGUGAGAGGCCCCAGUGUUUGAAUGUGCAAAUGGGGCAGGUCUUGGGACCCACAGUUCUUUUGUUCCCUCCACUUUUACUUGAAAAGCCUUCAGAAAGAUGACGCUGUGUUGAUGACAACAUUAUGCAAAUUGUGUUUUUCUGACAAGAAAUUUAAAAUGAAAUAUGGAACAAAACAAGUGCUUCAUCCUAAUGGAGGUUUUGAUUAUGCAAGUAAAUUAUUUUAUAAGUUUUUGGUAUUUAUUGCAGCCAUAUAUACAUAUAUAUAUAUACCAUCCCAGAAAUUCAAAUGGCAUCUUGAGUUCUGUCUCCCUAGUUGCACUAAAGUAAUAAUUCCACUGCCUUGUCUCUGUCUUCACUAUUUUUCUUUCCUGUUCUUUUGCUAAUUCUUCAGCAACCCAAUUUCCUGCUUGCAUUCUCUCUUCCCAGAGUACAGAGACACACAUAGUUUUGUCUUCUCUUUGCUGAAAGUCCUUGAGUAGGCUUUCCUGUCCCUUAGCAGCAUGGACUCUGGACUUCUCCUCAAGCAUGGCUUAUUGAGCAUGCUGCAUGGGGUCAAAGGGCUGAUCGGUGACUUCAGAGCUGGCUGCCCUGCCACCCCGCAGGCAUCCUCCACCCUUCGUUAACCUUUCUUAGCCCAGGAAUGUAGAAGAGCUCCAGUGUGGGGGUUCAGUCCCUUGGCAUAGUGGCAUGCCACAGGUCCAAGGAACUGGGCAAAGUCAGUGUUCUGUGAAGCACUGUUGGAUAGCCUCCAACUUUUGUAAUGCUUUGCCUCAGCCUUCCUAUAGCAUGUUUUUAUUAGUUGUUUUUGUUAAUCCACCUCAAUGACAGCUUAAUUUUUCGGGCCAGUAUUUCCUCCAUGCUUCAUGUAUAGUCAAAGUUUUUCUAUUAAUAUCAUACUCAGUUACACAUACCCAGACAGACACACCUCUCCCGCUGAAUUUCUCUAUUCUUUUUGUAGUCCCAGAGUCUAGCUAGUACAUAAUAGGACUUUGACUAAUGUUUUUGAAUUAUAUUUUUAUACUGUCACAAAUAAAAGCUCAGAACACCUUGAAAGUCUUGUGUUUGCAAAGACACAUGCCCUCUGAGCAGACAAACAGAACAUCAACAGGCAAAAGCGAUUGUUUUUUUUUUUUAUUAAGGAUCAUCAUUUGUUAAUCAUGUGUCUUUACAUCAGAAGUAUUUACCAGAUCUGAAUUCUUGUUUCCGGAAGUGAGACAUAAAUUUCCACGUCGCUGCCAGAGUCUUGCUUGUAUUCAUACACUUGCCCUACAGAUUGUCUUUCUGUUCUAUGCACUCAAUACUUAGAAUCUUCACAGACAAAUAUAUAUAUUGAUGAUGAGACUUGGAAAGGAAUAAAAAAACAAUAAUAAAAGUGAAAAUUUUAAAGCGAUGUUCACUCAAGAAGGCAGAGGUGAAGUUUGUAUGAUUUCAAGCCACUUACUAUUAAUGAUUAUUGUAUUACAAGUAGAGGAAGAUCUGUGGCUGCCAUUGCCCUUCUAAGGCAUAGAGAGUGAAAACCUUGCUGUUACCUCUGGGCCCGUUUUCCUUUGUGAUUCUCUGAAGCUGUUCUGCCAUGCCCCCAGAUAAUGAUAAAAGUUAGCACAGCGCUCUUCAAGUUAAAUUUCUCAAACGAACACUAGUCAGUGCAUAUAAUAAAAGUGCUGUGCUCUCUUCUAGGCACUUGGUAAACUUUUCCUACCUGCUAUAACCUUGGCACUCACUUAGAUGCUGAAGAUGGAAAAAUAAGACAGGAUUCCUGUCUGGUAGAGUUUAAAUUUGUUCUCAAUUUGCUCUUCCUACAGUCUGUAUUAAGAAAUGAGGAGGAAUUUAAAAAAAAAAGUUUUUUCCUCAGGUUAUUUCAGUCGAGUCUAAUUCCUCCCCACCAUCUUCCAAAACUAACCAAAUCUGAGUCAUCAUGAAGCAAUCCCAUUUUUAUUUCUACAGCUGUUAAAUGUUCAUGUCGGCCAUAGUCCGGGCCAUGACUGAUCAAGUGUGUGCUUCGUUAACCCUGCACUACACUACUUCUGCCACUAGAGGAGCUGUGCUGGACUCCAGUGUCCCCUUUAUAGAAAAGGGUGAAUCUCAGGUUUAUUUUGGGAAGGCAGAAAUUCAUGACAUUCAUAGCAAAAUGCAUGAGGGGCAACAUUAUAAACCCCCAGGGGAGGAUGGAGGUCACACUGUCAUGUUUCCCUGGAGAUGGAAAAGCUCUGUUUGAAGCUGCAGGUUGGUGUUAGCACCUUAGCUAUGGAGAGCAGAAAGUAAUGGCAUUUAACAGGUAGCACAUGUAUCUUGGCAUACAGUAAUACACUAGUAUUUGUACACCACAAGGUUCUGAUAUGUAGAUGAGACACAGCAAACGUUUGAGUUAUGAUAUUGACUUCUAAAUACUUAUUGAUGGGUAGGCUAUAGGUUUCCUUUAUGAGAAUGAAUAAACUGUCUUUAUCUUUACUGUCAAUAAGGUUUCGAGGGGAGGGCUUUGUUGGUUUGUAUUUUCACAUUUAGAUAAGCAUAUAUUGAAAUCACUGUUUCCCAUCAUAUAAAAUACCAACCAUUUCUGUGUCCCUUAGCAAAAGAAAGGUCUCCACUUGAUAACUUUAGGCUUAGUUCAACUUUGUAAAAGGUCUAAAAAGGAACUGGACAAGGAAGGCUGGGCACUGUAACCUUCUGCCCCGCGCGUUCAUUUCACUUUCAAUAAAGAUAAUCAGAACUUACUUCCCUCCUGUUACCAUCAUGGUAGAAACCUAACAGUGUAGUUCCUUCUCCUCUGUAUAUUAAAAAAGAUAGUUUUAAUUUAGUCUUGCCAUAUUUAUAGCUAAGAAUUUACUACAUUUUGGUAGUCCGUUUUGAAACUAAAUCCUUAUAUCUGAAAGAUGCAGAUAAAGUCUGCCUAUUUAUUACACAAUGGGCUCUGUUUGCUACAGAAAAGAGUGAAACUUUUACCUGCUUAGCACACUUGCCAUUGAAAUAUACCUGACAGAGCAGAGGUUAUAACUUUGGCUCUACUUACUUUUAAUAAUGAUAAGACGUGAGUUUUGUUUGUUUACAUGCUGUUUACAAUGGCAUAAUUUUUAAAAUCUAUAUGACAAUUGAGAUAUUUAUUGCAUACUAUUUUAAAGAUGUUUGAAUGUGUUUUCACCUUUGGAAUAUAUUGUUACAUUUCCUUGUACAGAUAAUUUGGGUGGCUUUGUUAACGUAGCUAAUAAUUUUUAUGACUACUAAGUGACCAGUUUCGGUGCCUUCGAUUGUGGGGUGCAUGACUAUGUAUUUAUUGUAAGGAAGUCACUGAUGUGUGUAUUUUUGUACUUUGCUGAGAGUAAUGGUUGGUGUACAUGAUGAGAGACGUCUUUCCCAAAGGGCACUGCCUUCAGAGCAACCUUCUCAAAUAAAAAAAGACUGUGUUUGAA
This is a messenger RNA of Peromyscus leucopus (white-footed mouse), 16050 nucleotides long. RefSeq names its product diacylglycerol kinase eta (gene Dgkh). NCBI's taxonomy places the organism in Eukaryota, Metazoa, Chordata, Mammalia, Rodentia, Cricetidae. Gene Ontology annotation, molecular function: protein binding; ATP-dependent diacylglycerol kinase activity. The record is from RefSeq and is a predicted model, not a curated record. Gene Ontology annotation, biological process: intracellular signal transduction; diacylglycerol metabolic process; lipid phosphorylation.